CGAUUGGGCGGGCGGCGGGGGCGGGGCGAGCGCGCGGGGCGGGCCGAAGGUUCCAGAAGCGGUGGCGGCGGGAUGAAGGCGGCGGCGGAGACCGGGCCCGGGCUGGGCCUCGGGGCUGGCUCCGUGUCGCUGUCGGUGAGCAGCAGCCUCAACUCCUUCCGCGCCCUCAAGCGGUACAGCACCGGCCUCACCAUCGCCGAGUUCAAGUGCAAACUGGAGCUGGUGGUGGGCAGCCCAGCCUCCUGCAUGGACCUGGAGCUCUACAGCACCCAGGAGGAGCUGCUGGGACGCCUGGACUGCGAUGAGGCCCUGCUGGGCUCCUACCCCGUGACUGACGGCUGCCGCAUCCACGUGAUCGACCGGAGCGGGGCACGCAUCGGGGAGUACGAGGACGUCUCGCAGGUGGAGAAGUACCAGAUCGCCGACAGCGACUACGACAAGCGGCCAGAGUCUCUGCGUUCCUUCCUGCGCCAGCGGCAGUGGGGACGUUUCGACACGGAGGGGGCGCAGCAGCGAGCGGCUGAGCAGCAGCAGCGCCAGGCACAGGAGGCAGCCAUGGCGGCUACUAUCCCCCUGGGUGCCCGCUGCCAGGUCCGGGUGCCGGGACAGCCCUGCAAGCGGGCCACCGUCAUGUACGUGGGCCAAACUGACUUCAAGCCGGGAUACUGGGUGGGUGUCCGCUACGACGAGCCGCUGGGCAAGCACGAUGGCAGCGUGGGCGGCCGCCGGUAUUUCGAGUGUCAGCCCAAGUACGGCGCCUUCGUCAAGCCCCAGAGCGUCACUCCCGGGGACUUCCCCGAGGAGGACUACGGCCUUGACGACGAGCUGUGAGGGGACGCCGGGGGGGGGGGGGCGGGGACGGGACACUGGGGACACGGGGGGCAAGGUGGGGGAGGACACACGAGGGAGGAAUGGGGGCACGGGGGAAGAACACAGCCUCAAAUCGCUGUGUUUUCCCUUGGUUUGGGGCGUCCCCACUCCCGGGUCUGUCCGCUGUCCCCUGCAGCGCGCCCCAGCGCUGGUUUCACCCCAAAAUGCCCCAAAAUUCACCCCCCCCGCGAGCCUCCCCGUCCCGUCCCUCCACCCCGCGUCCCCGCUGGGCUCGGGCGGGGGCGGGGCUUUCCGCCGGCCACGCCCCCCUCUCCGCUGGCGGGGGCGUGGCACCCCACGCUGGACACGCCCCUUUCCGCUGGAGGGGCGGGGCCUGUCUUGUGCUGCAGCCAAUGGGCGGGCGCGCUGAGGAGGAGGCGGGGCCGGAAGCGGCGGCCGGGCGGCCGCAGCCACCGCCGCCCCUCCCCCCCGCACCGUCCCGGGGGCCGCCCGCCCGCCUCACCCUCCCGGGGAACACCGGCGGGUCGGCCCCGCUUCAUAAAGUGGCGUUUUGAGGUCUCCUCUCCUGGUUCCGUAACGGGCUCCUGGCCACCGGCGUCGGCGUCAUCUCCUACGUCCAGAGCGACACCGGCCGCGACGCCGCCUACGGCUUUUUCAUCCUGGGGGGCCUGUGCGUGUCCUACGGGGCGGGGUC
Chroicocephalus ridibundus (black-headed gull) is the source of this 1525-nucleotide messenger RNA. It is a transcript of the gene TBCB, whose product is annotated as tubulin folding cofactor B. Lineage: Eukaryota; Metazoa; Chordata; Aves; Charadriiformes; Laridae. The transcript has 9 exons. Bases 73 to 831 code for a protein of 252 amino acids. The record is from RefSeq and is a predicted model, not a curated record. Gene Ontology annotation, biological process: tubulin complex assembly; cytoplasmic microtubule organization; post-chaperonin tubulin folding pathway. Gene Ontology annotation, molecular function: alpha-tubulin binding; microtubule plus-end binding. Gene Ontology annotation, cellular component: cytoplasm; microtubule plus-end; nucleus.